UAUGGGAGGGGCAGAUCUCGUGGUCAGGGACAGGUACACCAAAGUAUAUAAAGAGUGACACAGAAGAACUGUGCACAAUGGCACAAAGCCACACAAUGGCUUUGAGGAGAUGGAUGCUCGUUUUGACUCUGGUGAAUCUUCUGUCUGCAGAAACACAUGCUCAGCUUGAUGUCUGUGGCACUGCUCAACUCAACCCCAGGAUAGUUGGAGGUGAAGAUGCUGCAGCUGGAAGCUGGCCCUGGCAGGCCAGUCUGCAGAGAUUUGGCAGUCAUGUCUGUGGAGGUUCCCUCAUCAACAAAGAGUUUGUGCUGUCAGCUGCUCACUGCUUCUCCAGCUCAGAUCCAGAUGGCUGGACUGUCGUGUUAGGUCGGCAAAACCUGCAGGGUGAAGAUCCAAAUGAAGCGUCCAGAAGUGUUGCCGGAGUAAUCUUGCAUCCAAACUAUGAUAGUGACACCAACGACAAUGAUAUUGCUCUGCUCAGACUGUCCUCACCAGUCCAGUUCACGGACUACAUCAGACCUGUGUGUCUGGCAGCAAGUGACAGUGUGUUCAACAGUGGCACUGAUAGCUGGGUCACUGGCUGGGGUGCAGUUGCAGAAAAUGUAUUGUUACCAUCCCCUAAAACUCUCCAGGAAGUGGAGGUGCCAGUUGUGGGAAACAGACAGUGUAACUGUCUGAAUGGAGUCGACACAAUCACAGACAACAUGAUCUGUGCUGGUGUUCUGGCAGGAGGCAAAGACUCAUGUCAGGGAGACUCAGGAGGUCCAAUGGUGAAUCGGCAGGGCUCUGUGUGGGUCCAGUCUGGAAUUGUUAGUUUUGGUUUUGGCUGUGCUCGGCCCAAUCUUCCAGGAGUCUACGCCAGAGUGUCCCGUUACCAGACCUGGAUCAACUCCCACAUCAGCUCUGAUAAGCCAGGCUUUGUCCAGUUCACCUCCAGUGGUCUGGAUGCUGACAGCAGCUACACCUGUCCUGGCCUGCAACUUUCCACAACAGCUUCACCCACAACACCAUCCAUUCCUUCUCCUCCUACUUCUCCAACAACUCCUUCAAGACCAGUUUGUGGCAAAGAUCCUCUGAACAGUCGUGUUGUAGGUGAUCGUGGCAUUGUCACUGGAGGAACAUGGCCCUGGAUGGCGAGCCUCUCCAAAAAUGGGGUCUACACAUGUGGAGGAACUUUGAUCGCUAACAAGUUUGUGCUCACCACUGCACUGUGCUUUUCUACUUCCAAUCCUGAUGUCCGUGAGUGGAGAGUGUUUGUGGGUCAACGACUUGUGAACGGAUUUGAUGAGUUUGAGAUGUCUUUGGGUGUUGUACGCAUUCUAUUGAGUGAAUUGCCGGGGUUCAAUAUUGCACUACUGGAACUGGAUGAACGCAUCAACUUCAGUAAUUACAUCCAGCCUGCAUGUUUGGACGUUGACAAUGCCAGAUCCUUCCCUGUUGGGACUCCAUGUUGGGUGGCAGGCUGGGGCACUGGCAGCAAGAACAGAGAUUGA
Messenger RNA from Acanthochromis polyacanthus (spiny chromis), 1493 nucleotides. Its product is annotated as serine protease 27. Gene Ontology annotation, biological process: proteolysis. The record is from RefSeq and is a predicted model, not a curated record. The coding region runs from base 78 to 1493 and encodes 471 amino acids. Lineage: Eukaryota; Metazoa; Chordata; Actinopteri; Pomacentridae. Gene Ontology annotation, molecular function: serine-type endopeptidase activity. The transcript is spliced from 9 exons.